UGGGCCGGUCUGGAUGAGGACGCCUCACCUCCCGUCUAGACGCGGACCCUCCGGCCCCCUCCACCCCCCGGUCUGCCCCAGCCUCUGGGGCCACACGGACUAACUUUAACCGCUGAUGCUAACCACAGUGGACAAGAUUUUUAAAAAAGGACCAUCAUCUUUACUACAGAGGAUGGGAAGGUGAUGCGCAGUGAGCCAGAAGAUCCGUUCUAUUAAUAGAUACUCAUCCCUACAGAACUUGGAUUACCUGUGGGUCCCUGGCGGUUUCACACAUUUACUAACUCCUGUGGCCUCAGAAGAAUUACUUUGGGUCCUCAUUUUUCUCUCUGGUGAACGAUGGCUUCCAGUCUGACUUGUACAGGAGUAAUCUGGGCUUUGCUCUCAUUUCUUUGUGCUGCCACCUCCUGUGUGGGGUUCUUUAUGCCUUACUGGCUCUGGGGCUCACAGCUGGGCAAGCCUGUGUCCUUUGGCACUUUCCGGAGAUGCUCAUAUCCUGUGCAUGAUGAGACCCGGCAGAUGAUGGUGAUGGUGGAGGAAUGUGGGCGCUAUGCCUCCUUCCAGGGCAUCCCCAGCACGGAAUGGAGGAUCUGUACCAUCGUGACAGGCCUGGGAUGUGGCCUCCUCCUCCUGGUGGCGCUCACUGCCCUCAUGGGCUGCUGUGUGUCUGAGCUCAUCUCCAGGACAGUGGGAAGAGUGGCUGGAGGAAUUCAGUUUCUGGGGGGCUUGUUGAUCGGCGCUGGCUGUGCCCUCUACCCCUUGGGCUGGGAUAGUGAGGAGGUUCGGCAGACUUGUGGCUACAUUUCUGACCAGUUUGACUUGGGUAAGUGUGAGAUCGGCUGGGCCUACUACUGCACUGGAGCAGGCGCUGCCACCGCCAUGCUGCUGUGCACAUGGCUGGCUUGUUUCUCAGGCAAGAAGCAGAAGCAUUACCCAUACUGACAAGGAGCCACCAAGACCAAACAGAGGAGAUGAUGGACUGAAGGGACGUGGAGGGACUGAAACAUCCAGCUGCUUUCAAAAGGUGGAAUAGUGGUUCUGAAACAUACAGUGCAAAUGAAACGAAAGACGAUGGACUCAGAAAUGUUAUAUAAUGUGGAAGGGUAGUGCAAGAUUUGGGGAAGAAAUGGAGAGCAUGAAUG
Molecule: messenger RNA, 1139 nt
Organism: Talpa occidentalis (Iberian mole)
Lineage: Eukaryota; Metazoa; Chordata; Mammalia; Eulipotyphla; Talpidae
Gene: LHFPL6
Product: LHFPL tetraspan subfamily member 6
Exons: 4
Coding region: 337-939 (200 amino acids)
Cellular component (GO): membrane
Source: RefSeq, a predicted model, not a curated record